AUGAGUGGUAGUGGCUGCUACGCGAACCAGUACCGCGCGCCGCGCAUCACGGAGCACCCCACGGACGUGACGGUGGCGCGCCACGACCCGGCCACGCUCAACUGCCGCGCGGACGGCUACCCGCCGCCGCUGGUGGAGUGGUACAAGGACGGCGAGCUGGUGCGCACGUCGCCCGGCGACGCCAAGUCGCACCGCGUGCUGCUGCCGGCGGGCUCGCUCUUCUUCCUGCGCGUGGCUCACGGCCGGCGCGACAGCGACGGGGGAGUGUACUGGUGCGUGGCGCGCAACCAGGCGGGCGUCGCGCGCAGCCGCAACGCCACGCUCUACGUCGCCGUGCUGCGGGACGACUUCCGCGCCGAGCCCAAGAACACCCGGGUGGCGCUGGGAGAGACGGCCAUCUUGGAGUGCGGACCGCCGCGCGGGCUGCCCGAGCCCGUCGUCUCCUGGCGCAAGAACGGCGAGACGCUGGACGUGGACGGCUCCAAGAGGGUGCGGGUCGUGGACGGCGGGAACCUGGCCAUCCAGGACGCUCGCCAGUCGGAUGACGGCAAGUACCAGUGCGUGGCCAAGAACACCGUGGGCGUGCGCGAGUCCGCCGUGGCGCUGCUCAAGGUGCACGUUAAGCCGUUCCUGCUGGCGGGGCCCCGCGACGCCGUGGCGCUGGCCGGAGGCAGCGCAGAGUUCCGCUGCCAGGUGGGCGGCGACCCGCCCCCCGACGUGCUGUGGCGGCGCACGGCCGGCGGCGGCAACAUGCCCCUGGGGCGGGUGCGCACCCUCGAGGACCGCAGCCUGCGCGUGGAGGCCGUGGUGCCCGAGGACGAGGGCGAGUACAGCUGCGAGGCGGACAACGGCGUGGGCGUGCUGCGCGCCUCCGCCACCCUCACCGUGCACUCGCCGCCGACGGUGGUGGUGCGGCCCGAGGACCAGGAGGUGGAGCUGCACCAGGACGCGGUGUUCGAGUGCGGCGCGGCGGGCAACCCGCGGCCCUCCGUGUUCUGGUCGCUGGAGGGCAGUCGCUCGCUCGUGUUCCCCGGCGCGCGCCUGGGGCGCCUCGCGGCGUCCGCCACGCACGAGGAGGGCCGCGUCCUGCUCACCCUGCAGGGCGCGACGCGGAACGACUCGGGCCUGCGGGUGACCUGCGGCGCCGUGAACGCGGCGGGGUCGGCGACAGCGCGCGCCCGCCUGGCCGUCAGCUCGCCCGAGGACCGGCCGCCGCCCGUCAUCGCCGUGGGGCCCGCCAACCAGACGCUGCCGGUCGGCUCGGCGGCGACGCUGCCGUGCCACGCGGCCGGAGUCCCGCCGCCCGUCGUCACGUGGUACAAGGACGGCGCGCCCGUGCUUCCCGGCCCCCGGGUGGACAUCUCCCCGACGGGCACGCUUCACAUCAGCGACGUGGAGCGGCGUGACGGCGGCGUGUUCACGUGCGUGGCCUCCUCGCGCAGCGGCAAGGCCACGUGGAGCGCGGCGCUGCGCCUCGAGCAGCCCACCAACCCCAACGUGCACUUCUUCCGCGGGCCGGAGCCGGCCGCCUUCCCGGGCGCCCCCAGCCGGCCGCGCGUCGUCAACAAGACCGAGACCAGCGUCACCAUCUCCUGGGCCAGGAACAACAAGAUCGGCUCCUCCUCGCUGCUCGGCUACCAGGUGGAGAUGUUCGGCCGGCAGCGCGGGAGCUCGCACGGCGGCGGCGGCGGCGGCGGGUGGGUGGUGGCGGCUCGCCGCGUGCCGGGCCCCGCGCACACGCAGCGCCACCUGGCGCCCGGCACCACCUACACCUUCGUGGUGCGCGCGGAGAACGCGCACGGCCUGUCGCCGCCCAGCGCGCCCUCGGAGCGCGUCACCACCCAGCCCGGCGAGGAGCCGCGCCUGCAGGCGGCGCGCGAGGGCCUGUCGGGACAGGUCGUGGAGCUGGUGGAGGCGCGCGCCGUCGCCACGUCGGCGGUGCGGCUGUCCUGGGAGGUGUUCGACUCGGAGUUCGUGGAGGGCGUGUCGGUGUACUCGCGGCCGCUGGACGGGGCCCGCUCCCCGCAGUCCUACCUCAUGCAGACGGUGCCGCGCGCCGGCGAGGAGUCGGGGGUCGACGUCACGGGCCUGGCCACCUUCACGCGCUACGAGUUCUUCGUGGUGCCCUUCUACCGCGCCGUCGACGGCCGCCCCUCCAACUCGCGGACCGCGCGCACCCUGGAGGGAGUGCCCUCGGAGCCGCCGUCCCACGUCGAGACGGUGCCCAUCAACGCGUCGGCGGUGCACCUCAAGUGGAAGCCGCCCCCUGCCAGCUCCCACAACGGCGUGCUGAAGAGCUACGAGGUGGCGGUGAGCAGCGCGGCCGGCGGCAACUCGAGCGCGCGCGCCCGGCCGCUCACCAACGUGACGGUGGGCGCCGCCACGCCCUCGCUGCUGCUCACCAACCUGACGGCGGGCGCCACGUACCUGGUGACGGUGGCGGCGAGCACCCGGGCUGGCCGCGGCCCCGCCAGCGAGCCUCAGGCCGUGCGCCUGGGGCCGUCCUCCAAGCUGCUGCUCAAGGACCCGCACCAGAGGCGAGUCCGGCGCCGGCUGCUCCUGACCGCGACCAGUCGCGAGCAGGAAGAAUUGGAGGGCACAAAUAUUUUCCGAGCCGGUUUGGUCCAGGAAGUGGAGCUCUGGAAUGAAGCAUACCUGCAAGUUGACCCUAUAAGGGCGCAGAUUUGGGAGGAGUGGCCUUCGAGCCGGAAAUUACACAAGCAGCCCGUGGAGCACGAGGCGGGGCUGGGCGGCAGUGACUUCCUCACCGAGACGUGGUUCAUGGCGCUGCUGGGCAGCAUGGUGGCCGUCAUGGUGCUGCUGUUCGGCGCCAUGCUGUUCGUGCGCCGCCGCCAGCUGCUCAGCAAGAAGUCCACCCUGCCCGGCAUGCAUGACGCCCGCGCGAGCGGCGGAGUGCUGUCGGCGCCGCUGACCGCCAAGGGCUCGCCCGGAGCCGCGCAGCACGACUCGUCGCUGUGGAUCGAGAGCCGCCCCGUGGGCUGCUGGCGGCACUCGGGCGACAAGGAGCCGAGCCGCGCCGAGUCGCGCCUGCUGGGCAGCGGCCUCGUGGUCACCGCCACCGCCACCAGCACCACCGGCACGGGCACGGACGCCGACAGCGAGGCGGGCGGGCCCACGUACGCCGAGGUGACGUCCAGCACGGCGGCGCUCAGCAGCUUCCAGGGCGGCCAGGAGAAGCGCAGCGACAGCGGCGGCUCCAUCUCGCCGGCGCCCUACGCGACCACCACGCUCGUCGGCAGUCGCCAGCCGCCCCUGGGCUGGAUGCAGAUGUGUCCGCCGCCAGGCGCUCCGACUGCCCCCGCCGGCUACCCGGCCAACUACCCCUACUUCUUCGGCAGGAACGUCUACUCCGACUCGUACUUCUUCAGCGACUGCUGCGGCGACUACGCGCAGCAGCCAGGGAGCCCGGCCUGCGCCAGGAGCUGCCGCAAGGCCAUGUCGGAGGCGGGCCAGCACGACGAGGCGCCGCCGCCGCCGCCCCCGGGCGCCCACGCCGCCGCCGGGGGCGCCUCGCUGUCCGUGCCGCACACGCCCUGCGCCACGCUGCGCCGCGGCUGUCGCGCCCAGCAGUUCGCGCGCGCGCAGGUGCCCGAGCCGGCGGCCGGCGCGCGGCUGUCCGUGUGCCGGUGUCCGUACCCGGACUGCCCGGAGUGCCACCGCUACUCCAACCCGCCGCCGCCGGACGUGAUCUCGCCGCCCCACCAGCCCCACCAGCCCCACCAGCCCUACCAGACGUACAGCCUGGCGGCGGGGCGGCCCUACCAGCCCGUGUACCACCAGACGUCGCGCAGCGAGCCGGGGCCGCACGACGACACCUAG
Messenger RNA from Bacillus rossius redtenbacheri, 3840 nucleotides. RefSeq names its product roundabout homolog 2-like. The transcript has 18 exons. Gene Ontology annotation, biological process: cell-cell adhesion. Gene Ontology annotation, molecular function: protein binding. Lineage: Eukaryota; Metazoa; Arthropoda; Insecta; Phasmatodea; Bacillidae. The record is from RefSeq and is a predicted model, not a curated record. Bases 1 to 3840 code for a protein of 1279 amino acids.